This is a messenger RNA of Penicillium angulare, 1788 nucleotides long. RefSeq names its product arylsulfatase. Gene Ontology annotation, molecular function: arylsulfatase activity. The transcript is spliced from 2 exons. The coding region runs from base 1 to 1788 and encodes 595 amino acids. The record is from RefSeq and is a predicted model, not a curated record. Lineage: Eukaryota; Fungi; Ascomycota; Eurotiomycetes; Eurotiales; Aspergillaceae.
AUGACACGGCCCAACUUUCUCAUUAUCGUCGCCGAUGAUCUCGGCUUUAGCGACUGCAGCUGCUUUGGCUCUGAAAUUCAAACACCGAACAUUGACUCUCUUUCCAAUGCAGCGGGUGGAAUGCGGUUCAACUCGUUCCAUGUUGCGGCGGCAUGUUCACCUACUCGGUCAAUGAUCAUGACCGGCACAGAUCACCACUUAACUGGAUUGGGACAAUUAUCUGAACAUAUACGCAAUUCGCCUGCUCAUCAAGGUGCACCAGGUCACGAAGGAUAUCUCAAUGAAAGAGUUGUAGCGAUUCCGGAGUUACUCAAAGAAGGCGGAUAUCACACUAUGAUGUCUGGGAAGUGGCAUCUAGGACUGAAGAAAGAGUAUGGACCCCAUAUGCGAGGCUUUGAGCGAUCAUUCGCGUUACUUCCUGGGUGUGCGAAUCAUUAUGGAUAUGAGCCUCAAUACGGAAAUAUUCUCGAAGAACCACCCAGGUUCUUUGAAACAGCCAUAACAGCACUACACAUGGAGAAUGGGGAGUACCUCAGCGAACUACCAGAAAACUUCUACUCAUCCGACUACUACGCAUCAAAACUCAUUGAAUAUUUCAGUGAUCGCUCCGAAGAAGAAAGGUCCAAGCCUUUCUUUGCUUACCUACCUUUCUCUGCACCUCACUGGCCACUCCAAGCACCAAAGGCCUCAAUGGAUAAAUACCGUGGAAUCUACGAGGAUGGCCCUGAAGCUCUUCGUCUCCGCCGCCUACAAAAAUUGAAAGAUCUCGGAAUGGUCGCACCAGAAGUUGUUCCACACGAUAUCGUCACCGUAUCCGGGGAACCGGAAGAAUGGGACAAAAUGCCAGCUGAUGAGCGAGCCAAAUCUGCCCGAUCGAUGGAAGCAUUCGCCGGAAUGGUAGAUCGGAUGGACGAGAACAUCGGCCGAGUUAUCCAGCAUCUGAAAGAGACAGGAGAAUACGAUAACACGAUCAUUUAUUUCAUGUCGGAUAAUGGAGCUGAGGGAGCUAGUUACGAGGCUACUCCUCUUAUUGGCGAUAACAUUGUCGAGCAUGUCCAGAAAUACUAUGAUAACUCGUUGGAGAAUAUUGGUCGGAAAAACUCUUUCGUCUGGUAUGGAAGCCGGUGGGCACAGGCUGCUACUGCGCCGUCGAGGCUGUACAAAAUGUUUUCUACUGAAGGUGGAUGUCGGGUUCCGCUUGUUGUUAAGCCGGUUAGGAAUCGGAAUGGUGGUGGUCAGGUUGUUGAUUCUUUCUGCACGGUGAUGGAUAUGGUUCCUACUAUUUUGGACUAUGCGGGAUUACAGCAUCCAGGAAGUGUGUGGAAAGGAAAGCAGAUUGAGCCUGUUCGUGGUGUCAGUUGGAAGCCAUUUCUCGAUUCUAUGGCUGCCCCUGGAUCGAAAAGUGCCGCUGGAAUGCUGGCUAUUCAUAGCGAAGACAGUGUUACUGGAUGGGAGAUUGCGGGGAGCGGUGGACUUCGCAAAGGCCAAUUCAAAAUUACUUAUGUUCCUUUGCCGCGGGGACCACAGCGCUGGGAGUUGUUUGAUAUUGUUGAGGAUCCUGGUGAGACCACUGACUUGAGUGAAAAGCGACCUGAUGUAUUCAACGAGAUGCUUCGGCUUUGGGGCGUGUAUUGUAAAGAGGUUGGUGUGGUCGGUCUCGCUGGUGAACUGAAGGACGAACAUGUUAUUGAAGGUGUCCGCGACGAGUUCGAAGAUACAGGUUCUUGGAUCAGAUUCAUUGGCAAGAAGGACAUUCCUGCUGAAAUUGCACACAAGGUUCCUAGUUAG